AUGGCUAGAAAAAAAAGAUUCAAUGGUGAGGUAAAAGCAUGCGGAAUACAUGAUCUGAUGCGUGAGUUUUGUUUGAUAGAAGCUGAAAUGACAAAGUUUAUGCAUGUUGUGAGAACUCCAUUUGCACCAGCACAAAAGCCUAAUUUUCGUCGCUUCAGUAUUCAAAAGCGUAUUGAGGAUGUGUAUGCUUAUAAAGUAUUAUCCCCUGUAGCCAGAUCUAUGUACUGCUUUUCAUUCUUGGAUCCAUCUUUUGAACCCCAUACUAAGCUUCUCCCUAGAUUGCCCAUCUACCGUCAUGAUCCUAUAAUACAUGGAUUUUUCUCUUGUUUCAACCAUCUCAGGGUAUUGGUCAUCUUCCCUACCUGGUUCGGCCCAUUUCCUCUUGUGAUUACAAAAUUAUUUCAUUUGAGAUAUCUCCAAGUUCAAUAUUUUGGAAAUAUUCCUGAAUCAAUCUCAAAGCUUCAAAAUUUGCAAACUCUAAUUUAUGAUUGUUAUUCUUCACAUGUGACUUUACCUGGGAAGAUAUGGACGAUGAAGAACUUGAGGUAUAUACAUUUAGGGAAAGCUAGUAAUUAUAUACCAAAUCCUAGAAUAGAUAACAAUCUUGUGACGGGGAUGCCAAAUCUAGAGGAAGUUUUCAAUAUUUGUUACUCUAGUUGUACAAAUGAAGUCUUUUCUAGAAUUCCCAAUCUAAAGAGAUUGAGCAUUCGUGCAUCUUCUAUAGUCAGAGAAAAUAUUCUCUAUCGUCUCUUGGAUAUGUCCAGCUUGAGAAAACUUGAGGCAUUCAAGCUUUACUGGAGCUAUAUUUUGGAAAAGCCCAUCAAAAGAUUUGUUUUUCCGACAUCACUUAGGAAGUUGACUUUAGCUUGCUGUACUCAUUUUAUUUGGGAAGAGAUAUCAUCAUCUGUUAUCAUGUUGCCAAAUCUUGAAGAGCUCAAACUUAAAGAUUGUGAAUCCGAAGAUGAUGUAUGGAGAUUGAGUGACAAAGACAUAUUCAAAAGCUUGAAGUUGUUGUUACUGAGCUACCCAAAUCUUAAGUGUUGGGAAGCUAGCAGUGAUAACUUCCCAAAUCUAAAACGUCUUGUUCUGAAGAAUUGCCAGGACCUGCAAGAAAUUCCAACAGAUUUUGGGGAAAUUUGUACUUUGGAAUCAAUUGAGUUACAUGAAUGCUGCAUUACUGCUGAGGAUUCUACAAGAAAUAUCGGAACAAGAGGAAAUGGGAAAUAA
Solanum stenotomum is the source of this 1227-nucleotide messenger RNA. Its product is annotated as putative late blight resistance protein homolog R1A-10. Bases 1 to 1227 code for a protein of 408 amino acids. The record is from RefSeq and is a predicted model, not a curated record. Gene Ontology annotation, molecular function: alpha-tubulin binding. Gene Ontology annotation, biological process: protein folding. Lineage: Eukaryota; Viridiplantae; Streptophyta; Magnoliopsida; Solanales; Solanaceae. The transcript has a single exon.